This is a messenger RNA of Mixia osmundae IAM 14324, 352 nucleotides long. RefSeq lists its product as uncharacterized. The record is from RefSeq and is a predicted model, not a curated record. Lineage: Eukaryota; Fungi; Basidiomycota; Mixiomycetes; Mixiales; Mixiaceae. The annotation marks the transcript as partial. The transcript is spliced from 2 exons.
GUGCUCGCCUGCACUCGGAUUCGGUCUCGGCUUUGGCGCUGCAGUGUCUGCCAAUGUCGCUGCUGGCGCGGGCGUGAUCGCCACACCUCUUGGCGCAGGGGCUGGCGCUGGCGUCAAUGCCGGCGUUGCUGUAUCUGCCGGUCUUGGCUUGUAGGUGCUAUGUGCCACUGCAUUGGACGCCAAAGCUGACAUUGCACGCAGCGAUACAUUCCAUCAGUGCUACACGAGCUGCUGCAAUGGGCAGCCGACUGCCACGCCCAAGCCGGUCGCAGCACCACAGCCAGAGCCUUGUUACGACUAGGAUCUGAAUUGAAGCCCAAGUGCGAGGGGAUGAUCGGCAGCAAAGUUUUGU